Messenger RNA from Scylla paramamosain (green mud crab), 626 nucleotides. RefSeq names its product SNARE-associated protein Snapin-like (gene Snapin). The record is from RefSeq and is a predicted model, not a curated record. Lineage: Eukaryota; Metazoa; Arthropoda; Malacostraca; Decapoda; Portunidae. The coding region runs from base 59 to 487 and encodes 142 amino acids. Gene Ontology annotation, biological process: lysosome organization; intracellular protein transport; endosome to lysosome transport. The transcript has 3 exons. Gene Ontology annotation, molecular function: SNARE binding. Gene Ontology annotation, cellular component: BORC complex; synaptic vesicle; BLOC-1 complex.
AAGGCCGAAGUAGAGGCGAGGCGGGUUGAGUGCGGGGCUGGCAGCGGGGCGGCGCAAGAUGGCAGACACGGAGAGUACUUGCACGUCAGUGGACGACCGCACCGAGGACCUGGUGUCACCCACGAGGGACGCGCUGGUGGACGGCAUCGUGGGCCUUCUCAAACCCUGCCUGGACCAGCUGGAUGACCGCGUGCGCGCUACCAGGGUGAGCCAGAGUGAGCUCCACCAGCAACUGGAGGGCCUGGCUGCUGAGCUGGCCAAGAUACAUGAGCAGAGCAAAUGUCCGCUGCAACUGGACUCCUACAUCAAGAAGCUGCAGAACGCCAAGCGCAGGGUGGUGGUUGUAAACAACAUUCUGCAGAACACUCAGGACCGUCUUAACAAGCUACACGCACAAGUCAAUAAGGAAAACGCCCGACGCCGUGCCCUCCUAGAGACUCCCUCCCCUGCAACCACUCCCUCCACCUCUCUUCAUGCUGCCCCCUAACUCACAAACCUGAGGACAUAAGUUACCAAGACUCGAGCCCACCAUGGUGUGAGGAAUCCCUGCGCUUGUGUCUCCCUUGAGUGGCGGAUUCCUGUGGUGUGCUGGCUGUGUGUGGCGCUGGUGUGGUGGAUGGAGAGGU